This is a messenger RNA of Knipowitschia caucasica, 417 nucleotides long. Lineage: Eukaryota; Metazoa; Chordata; Actinopteri; Gobiiformes; Gobiidae. The record is from the annotation of a GenBank genome assembly.
AUGGAUCCAAACCGCUCACUUGGUUUCACAUCUCCCACUCUCACUCUGGAGCCGGUGUCUCUCUCUGGGAUCGUCUCCUGCUUUCUCACCGUCCUGUGCGGAGGCUUGAACCUGCUCCGAGGAGUCCACGCCAUCGAGAGCAUUCUGCAGAACAACGGAGAGGACUUUAAUUACGUCAUUGCCUUCUUCCUGGGCACCGCGGCCUGCAUCUACCAGUGUUGUCUGUUUGCGUACUUCUCGGUGUGGAGGAGCAGUAAGUCGCUCCUGGCCUUGGCCGUGGUGUGUGUGUGUAACCUCUACCUGCUGGAGCUGAGGAACCUGUGGCAGAUCCUGUUCCACGUCGCUGUCGCCGCCUUCAUGACGUUACAGAUCAGACUGAGACAACCGGCCGGCAAGGCUCCGGACUACAACGUCUGA